Molecule: messenger RNA, 981 nt
Organism: Ilyonectria robusta
Lineage: Eukaryota; Fungi; Ascomycota; Sordariomycetes; Hypocreales; Nectriaceae
Exons: 1
Coding region: 1-981 (326 amino acids)
Source: RefSeq, a predicted model, not a curated record
AUGGAGCGCUCCGGGAAGAACCUGAAUUGGCCCAAAGGUGCAGUUCGGUUCCCUCAGUAUAGCAUGCUUCCCCCAGAGCUCAGGAUCAUGAUUGUCCAGGAGGUGGCCUCCGAGAUGAUCUACGGGGAGCCUAUUUUGAACUUGCUCAAUUGGCGCGACAUGACUCAAACCUCUCUGCCAGUCCAGUCUCUCCUCCUGGUCAACAGAGAGAUGAACGUCCUCGUGCGAAGAUGUCUUCCCUCGCCGAUAAAGAUCUCGUCUGGAAAGCUAUCCCAAAACUUCUUUCUCGACUUGGCGGCAUCGACACUCGUGGUUCCCAGUAUGCGUCUCCCGUCGAUGUCAGAGAAGAACAUGACAAGAGGUGGGGACCGCCCGGCGGAUGCACUUCAACCUCCUUUCAGAAAGUUGAUUUCGGUAUGGGAUCACUACUUCCGGCCCACGAUGAUUCCCAGUGCACAUGGAGAGGUCUUCCAACCCCGGAUUGGCAACGCUAGACUGCCUGAGCUUAAGGAGGCCACGUUCCUCACAAACUCAGGGCGUCACCUCGGUUUUGAUAUCGAAGAUUUCGGGUCCGAGAAUCUGUCGCAAGAUAACGUGCAUGGCUAUGCUCUUGGAAAUACACCUGCAGGCGUAUGGGUAGGAUUCCGCUACCACAAGGAUACUGGGCGUGUGCAAUUCACGCCUCUGAUCUACAAUGACGUUGAAUUCGCAUUCACAGUCGUGGCAGAAUCCGGGAAAUGGUCCCAAUUAUUCUAUCCCCUUAUGAUCCGAGUAUGGAUUAUGGAUCGCGGAGAGAAUCCUCCCGAUGAGCCCCAUCACAAGUGGACCGACGUACGGAAUCCAGGUCCCUUUGACCCAUUAUGGGUGUCCAAUGUAUGUGGUCUCUGGGAGUUGGCGCGCAAAACUUUAGAAGGACCUCGGUAUAGUCCGCUUCGUUUCGAAGACCCGCAAGGCUUGAUCAAAAUCACAAAAACCGGUUAA